UUGUGCAGGUAAGAAUGAUAUUUGUCCCAGUUGGUCUGAACAUGAAGAAAGACUGACAUAAAUUUGGAGAGCUACAGUGUUCUACUGUUGUUUGUUGUUGUCAUGGACACCUCUAGCCCUUGACGACCGCCUAGGUUCCGCGCAAGCGCAGAAUCCGCACAGCGGAGGAUUGUGGGACAGAAAGCUAUCGCCAGGGCAACAAGCAGAGUUUAGCGAGCGGAAAUCUGCUGCUAGCAGAACAGUAAGGGCGAUUAAUUAUCAAAGAAACAUCUUUUACACUAAAUACCGUUUUAGUUUGUUGCCAUGAACGAAUCUGUAGCCAAAAAGACCCAGGAGACUCUGGGAAAAGUGAUCAAAAAGCCUCCUCUGACAGAAAAACUGCUCAGCAAACCGCCGUUUCGAUACCUGCACGAUGUCUUCAGUGAGGUAAUACGUACCACAGGCUUUAUGAAAGGACUUUAUGGAGAAGCAGAGAUGAAGGCAGAUAAUGUGAAGCUCUCCAGUGAUGAGGCUGUUAGGCGGGUGUUAGCAGGAGACAAGCUGGAUCAGAAAGGGAAGCCCAGCACCUCCAGGUCCCAGGACAAGGAGAACAGAGAGGGCAGGGAGCGCCACCAAGACCGAGAGGAGAGGAAAGGCAUCAAGGAGAGCAGCGGGAGCCGAGAGCAGAAAGAUCCAGAUCAACCGAAAGAUCAAGAGAGCAAGAGGGAUGACAAGGACCGCCGGCGAGAUGCCGAGAGAUCUGACAAGGGACGCGAAAGAGACCGGACAAAAGACAGAGACAAAGACAAAGACAAAAGCCGGGAUCGGGAGAAAGACAAGACCAGAGAGAAGGAGCGUGAGAAGGAGAAGGACCGUAACAGGGACAAGGAGAGAGAACGAGAUAAAGAGAGGGAUAAGAAAAGGGAACGGGAAUCUCACAAAGACAGAGAACGAGACAAGGAGAGAGAUCGCGAGCGUGCGAAACGACGGGAGAGAGAAAAAGAUAAAGAACGACACAGAGAGACAGACGAGAAGCUAAAGGACAGAGGCGAUAGAAAGAUCAAGGCAGCAGAGGAGAUCAGCAAGCCAAAGCCUCACCCAGAGGUUGUGAGUAAAACACAUGAAGCUGAAGCAGAUGAGGCUGAGGGCGGUGAACUGGAGCCUACAGAUCUCUCUGAAAUCCAGGCUGAGAGUCCUUCCCGGAUCCCAAGGCCCUCAUCGGCUAAAGGACAGCGGCGGUGGCCCAAAACAGGAGGUCAAGAUGAGACUGAGAGUGAAGGAGAAGGGGAAGCCCCUUCAGCAGAGAAACCAGUGCCUAUUGAGAAUGGAGACACAACAAAUUCUGUGCCACCUCAAACAACACAUAGACUAUUACCGCGACCUAGCAGCGCACGACCGGCAGCCCCCCGUGUCAAACGACAGGAGAGCUACGCUGAUGUGACCCCAGCAGAGAGGCUGGGCAGUGGCAAGACUCCUGCGACUGUCAUUUUGGAUGGCAAGAAGCUCUCUGAAGAUGAGGAUGAUGAAGAUGGGCAGUUUGUGGUGGAGGAGGCAGCUGCGCCUCCUCCUGACAUACCUGAAAUUGAGCGUAAUUCACUUGAACUGCAAGAGGAUGACAAACACGGUGGACUUGUGAAAAAAAUCCUAGAGACAAAGAAAGUCUACGAAUCAUCUCCAUCCACAAAGUCUAAAGAACAGGAUCGGUCACUGGUGUCGGAGGUGUCUCGUAAGAAGGAACGUGAAUUGGUGGCGAAGGAGAUCGAGCGCCUGCGUUCGUCCAUACAAACGGUGUGUCGCAGUGCUCUGCCUCUGGGUAAGAUCAUGGACUACAUUCAGGAGGAUAUGGACUCCAUGCAGAAUGAACUGCAGACGUGGCGCAAAGAGAACAAGGAGAAUGCACAGGCUCUGCUACAGGAACAAAGAAUUACAGACAGCGUUGUGGAACCUCUGAAGGCUGAGCUCGCUGAACUAGAGCAGUUAAUCAAAGACCAGCAGGACAAGAUCUGCGCAGUCAAGUCCAGUAUCCUGAAGAACGAGGAGAAGAUCCAGAAGAUGGUAUCCAGCAUUAGCUUCUCCUCACAAACGUGAAUACCAGCACAUCCCAAAAGAAACCUGAAGCACUGAGCAGCAGGGAGAGCUCCUGUCUAAUAGACCUGAUGUCUUUGAGCAGCACUGGAGAGAGUUCAGAAGGUGCAGGUACAGUCAGGAGUCACUCUCCUCAAACCCCCUUCAUGUAAGGUGCCUUCUGUAAGACCCAGGAUCUGUUUGCGCUGGUCCAUUGGGAUUCUCAAACACACUCAUACGUCUGCAGUAGAUUUGCACUCAUCACUUGCUUGUAAGAUAAAUGUGUGUGGUCACCAUACUGAUGUGUCCUUUAUUUUUUUUAAAUAGGACUUCAAUUGAUCUCCAUGUUCUCUUAGGAAAACAGAUUGACUGGUUUAUUUUAUUUUUAUUUUGCUUUUUUCCAUCCAGACUGACAAGUGUUUUUGU
Messenger RNA from Sinocyclocheilus rhinocerous, 2469 nucleotides. RefSeq names its product TNF receptor-associated factor 3 interacting protein 1 (gene ift54). Gene Ontology annotation, biological process: intraciliary transport; regulation of microtubule cytoskeleton organization; cilium assembly. The record is from RefSeq and is a predicted model, not a curated record. Lineage: Eukaryota; Metazoa; Chordata; Actinopteri; Cypriniformes; Cyprinidae. The transcript is spliced from 16 exons. Bases 304 to 2067 code for a protein of 587 amino acids. Gene Ontology annotation, molecular function: microtubule binding. Gene Ontology annotation, cellular component: ciliary basal body; intraciliary transport particle B; axoneme.